CAUACCUACAAAGUUCAUCCAGAUAAGACCAAAUUCACAGCAGUCACUGAUACUCCUGUACUAUUACAAGCCCAGCUCAACACAAAACAGCUUAGUGAUUUGAAUUACAAAGCAAAACAUGAAGGUGAGAAGUUCAAGUGCAAUGUACCAGCAGAUGCUCCACAGUUUAUCCAACACAGAGUCAAUGCCUAUAAUCUGAGUGAUAAUGCUUAUAAGCAAGAUUGGGAGAAGAGCAAAGCUAAGAAGUUUAACAUCAAAGUGGACGCCAUUCCCCUGCUGGCAGCCAAAGCCAACAGCAAGAACACUAGUGACGUGAUAUACAAGAAAGACUAUGAAAAGAGCAAAGGGAAAAUGAUUGGAGCCCUCAGCAUUAAUGACGAUCCCAAGAUGCUGCACUCCUUGAAGACGGCCAAAAACCAGAGUGACCGUGAAUAUCGAAAAGACUAUGAAAAGUCAAAAACUAUCUAUACAGCACCUCUUGAUAUGCUCCAAGUCACUCAAGCUAAGAAAUCUCAGGCCAUUGCCAGUGACGUGGACUAUAAGCACCUCUUACAUGAUUAUAGCUACCCACCCGAUAGCGUCAACGUGGACCUUGCCAAGAAGGCUUAUGCGCUACAGAGCGAUGUCGAAUACAAAGCUGACUACAACAGCUGGAUGAAAGGUUGUGGCUGGGUGCCUUUUGGGUCCUUAGAAAUGGAGAAGGCCAAGCGAGCUUCAGACAUUCUUAACGAGAAAAAAUAUCGCCAACAUCCAGACACACUCAAGUUUACUUCAAUCGAAGAUGCUCCGAUUAUAGUACAGUCUAAAAUUAACCAGGCCCAGAGGAGUGAUAUUGCUUAUAAAGCCAAAGGAGAGGAAAUUCUUCACAAGUACAACCUGCCCGCAGACCUGCCCCAGUUCCUACAGGCUAAAGUGAAUGCCUACAAUAUCAGUGAGAAUAUGUACAAAGCAGACUUGAAAGACUUGAGCAAGAAGGGAUAUGACCUGAGAACUGAUGCGAUUCCCAUCAAAGCUGCCAAAGCCGCCAGGCAGGCAGCCAGUGAUGUUAAUUACAAAAAGGAUUAUGAAAAAGCUAAAGGGAAAAUGGUUGGCUUCCAAAGUCUCCAAGAUGAUCCUAAACUAGUUCAUUAUAUGAAUGUGGCCAAGAUGCAGUCGGACCGGGAGUAUAAAAAAGACUAUGAGAAGGCAAAGACCAAAUACAAUACACCCCAUGAUAUGUUCAAUGUCGUGGCAGCCAAGAAAGCUCAGGAUGUUGUCAGCAAUGUCAACUAUAAGCAUCCUCUCCAUCACUACACCUACCUGCCUGAUGCCAUGGACCUGGAGUUGUCUAAAAACAUGAUGCACAUAAGGAGUGAUAAUGCUUACAAGGAAGACUAUAACACCUGGAUGAAAGGCAUUGGCUGGAUACCUAUCGGCAGCCUUGAAGUAGAAAAAGUUAAAAAGGCGGGAGAUGCCCUGAAUGAAAAGAAAUACAGGCAACAUCCAGACACACUCAAAUUUACCAGCAUCGUGGACUCCCCGGUUAUGGUCCAGGCACAACAGAACACGAAGCAAAUCAGUGAUUUGAACUACAAGGUGGAGGGGGAGAAACUGAAGCACAAGUACACUAUAGACCCCGAACUGCCUCAGUUUAUUCAAGCCAAGGUCAACGCCUUCAACCUGAGUGAC
This is a messenger RNA of Galeopterus variegatus (Sunda flying lemur), 1668 nucleotides long. Its product is annotated as nebulin-like. Gene Ontology annotation, biological process: cardiac muscle thin filament assembly. The annotation marks the transcript as partial. Gene Ontology annotation, cellular component: Z disc. The record is from RefSeq and is a predicted model, not a curated record. Gene Ontology annotation, molecular function: actin filament binding. The transcript is spliced from 12 exons. NCBI's taxonomy places the organism in Eukaryota, Metazoa, Chordata, Mammalia, Dermoptera, Cynocephalidae.